ACCCCGGUGGGGCCGCGGGCCGCAUCCUUCCCGCCGUAGGGGCCAUUCCUACACUUCCGGGGCACCCACGAACGGGGUUGGCUGCACUCCCGCCCAGGGCCCCGCCUCCUACGUGCCCCGCCCCCCAGGGCCUAUUCGCUUCAGAACGCCGCCUCAGUGAAGCCCGCCGCCUCAGGAUUCGGGCCCUGGGCGCUGUUGCCCGAGCCCUUAUGUUUCAGGCCCCUGGCUCCCACUUUCCUCCUCUCUGGCCAUCUGGCUCGGUUGCUGGCCUCAUGCAUGCAUUCCUCGCCCAGACCCUCCCUCUGUUCGCCUUGCCCUCCUGCCUUGCCUCGCCCCACGCUCCCGCGGCUCUUGUCUAGCUGCUCUGCCACCCCCUGACCCUCCGACUGGUCUGCUCUUUGGCCAGGGUCUUUCUGGAGCUCAAAUCGGACCCCUCCACUCCCUUCUUACACCUCGGGGGAAGCGCUGCGCGUCGACGUCGCUCAGGCCCGGGCUCCCCUAGCCCAAGCGGCCCUCGGAUGCGUCCCAGGGCAGCGCCAGACGUGAUGGGCUGAGGACGCGUCUGACGCCUUGGCCUGCGCGGUCAGGCUGGGUCGGGGGAGAUUUGGGGCGGUCCGCGGGGUCCUGGGCACACUGGACCUCACCCGCCCCCUCCACCUCUAGAGGGAGAGGGAGGCCCGCGACACGCCUCAGGCUCCGGGCUGGGGUGGGGGAAGGUAGGUCUUGGAGCCGCAGCCGGAGCGCGGAGUAGGAGAGAUGGGGCAGCACAGCCCGGCCCGGGCCCCAGGCGUCUCGCCAGCCCAGCUCCCGUCAGGCCGCGCUUCGGGGCGGGGUUUUGGGCGCUGGGUCAGAGUCUGAGGAAGUGGGGAAAUCUGGCCCUGGGAGCGCCCCUGUCGGCCUACUUCCCUGCCUGGAUUCUGCGUGUUCCUGCCCAGGCUCCCUGCCGGUCGUCCCAGCUCCCGGGGGCUGCAAGGAGGGGACAGGCAGUGCAUUCACCUGCCCAGCCAGGGUGGCCCAGAGUGACCACGGCUGUGCCAUGAGGACUGCGCUGGUGUACCACGAGGACAUGACAGCGGCCCAGCUGCUCUGGGAAGCCCCUGAGUGUGAGAUCGAGCGUCCGGAGCGCCUGACUGCAGCCCUGGAGCGCCUGCGGCAGUGGGGCCUGGAGCAGAGGUGUCUACAGUUGGCAGCCCGAGAGGCCUCCGAGGCAGAGCUGGGCCUGGUACACAGCCCAGAGUAUGUGUCCUUGUUGCGAGGAACCCAGACCUUGAGCACCAGGGAACUACAGGCGCUGUCUGGACAAUACGACGCUGUCUACUUCCAUCCGAGUACCUUCCACUGUGCCCGGCUGGCCGCGGGGGCUGCGCUGCAGCUGGUGGAUGCCGUGCUGACGGGGGCUGUGCACAACGGGCUCGCCCUGGUGAGACCUCCUGGGCAUCACAGCCAGAGAGCCGCUGCCAAUGGAUUCUGCGUGUUCAACAAUGUGGCCAUAGCAGCCAAACACGCCAAGCAGAGACACGGGCUGCACAGGAUCCUCAUUGUCGACUGGGAUGUCCACCAUGGUCAGGGCAUCCAGUAUAUCUUUGAGGAUGACCCCAGCGUCCUCUACUUUUCCUGGCACCGCUAUGAGCAUGGGCGCUUUUGGCCCUACCUUCGAGAAUCGGAUGCGGAUGCUGUUGGGCAGGGGCAGGGCCGUGGCUUCACUGUCAACCUGCCCUGGAAUCAGGUUGGGAUGGGAAAUGCUGACUACGUGGCCGCCUUCCUCCAUGUGCUGCUCCCCGUGGCCUUUGAGUUUGACCCUGAGCUGGUGCUCAUCUCAGCAGGAUUUGACUCUGCGAUCGGGGAUCCUGAGGGGCAGAUGCAGGCCACGCCGGAGUGCUUCUCCCACCUCACACAGCUGCUGCAGGUGCUUGCCGGUGGCCGAGUCUGUGCUGUGCUGGAGGGAGGCUACCACCUGGAGUCGCUGUCCCAGUCCGUGUGCAUGGUGGUGAAGGCGCUUCUGGGUGACCCUGCCUUGCCCCUGUCGGGGCCCAUGGAGCCUCAUCACAGUGCCCUGGAAUCCAUCCAGAGUGUCCGGGCUGCCCAGACCCCUCAUUGGAAGAGCCUCCGGCAGCAAGGGUCGACCCCCAUACUGAAUCCCAGCACCUACUCCCUGGAGCAGAGAGCCUCAUCUGUAUCGCCCGGGGGACCCAAAUUCAAGGCAGCAGAGGCGCAGGCCUCGGCCGCACUGAGUUCCCUCCUAGACCAGCUGCACCUCAACCCCACACUGCCUGUCUGCACGGCUGUUGCCCUGACUGCACUGGAUGCCGCUCUGGUCCUACCCGCCGACGUCCUCCGUCAGGAGGGGUCAGCCCCACAGGAGGAGACACGGGCCUGGGCCAGGCUACACGAGGCCCUGGCCCAGGACAAGGCUCUCACUGCACUUGGGAAGGUCCUGCACCUCUUGAAUAGGAUCCUGGAUGGGCAGGUGAGCAGUGGCAUUGCAGCAACCCCGGAGCCCGCUGCGGCUCCCACCCUGGAUGUGGUCAUUCGGCGCAGCUUGUCCCACGGAGCGCGGAGGCUUCUCUGUGUGGCUGUGGGACAGCUGGAUCGGCCCGCAGACCUUGCCGACGACGGGAGGAAUCUGUGGCUGAACAUCAGAGGCAAGGAAGCAGCCGCCCCAUCCAUGUUCCAGGUCUCCGUGCCACUGCCAGGGACUACUGGUGGGUUCGUGAACUGCGUUCUGGCCCUCGUGCUGCCCCUGGCCUAUGGCUUCCAGCCUGACCUCGUGUUGGUGGCGCUGGGGCCAGCCCACGGCCUGCAGGCCCCCCAAGCCGCACUCCUGGCUUCUCUGCUGCGGGGGCCGGCGGGGGGCCGAGUCUUGGUCCUGCUGGAGCAGGGAUCCACAUCCCAGCUCGCAGGGAUCCUGGCCCGGGUGUUACAGGGAGAGGCGCCCCCCGGCCUGGGUCCCUUCUCCAUGGCCUCCCCAGAGGACACACAGGCCCUGAUAUACCUGAGAGGGCAGCUGGAAGCAGAGUGGAAGAUGCUGCAGGUGGCCGCUCCUCAAGUGCCGUGACCGGGCAGCUUGAAAUCUGCCAGGGUAGGAGUCUUUGCACUCCAGAGGUGACACCACAGACUAGUCCCCCAAGAGCCGGCUUUAAACACUCACGUGUGCACCACUGCCUGAGGCCUCUGUCCUGAUGGCCAGGCUACAGAGCUGUCCGGGGCUCUGGCUCAGGGACACAAUGUCCACGGCCGUGACCGGGAGCCCCCCCUCCAGUGGUCUGCCUCUGCACAGAUGGUUCCAUCCUCACUUCCUGCACGCCUCUUAACCUCAAAAAAUAAAAGUCGUUUUACCAGCAAAAA
Herpailurus yagouaroundi (jaguarundi) is the source of this 3345-nucleotide messenger RNA. It is a transcript of the gene HDAC10, whose product is annotated as histone deacetylase 10. The transcript has 20 exons. The coding region runs from base 1037 to 3055 and encodes 672 amino acids. The record is from RefSeq and is a predicted model, not a curated record. Gene Ontology annotation, biological process: epigenetic regulation of gene expression. Gene Ontology annotation, molecular function: deacetylase activity. Lineage: Eukaryota; Metazoa; Chordata; Mammalia; Carnivora; Felidae.